Grosmannia clavigera kw1407 is the source of this 2130-nucleotide messenger RNA. Its product is annotated as integral peroxisomal membrane protein. Lineage: Eukaryota; Fungi; Ascomycota; Sordariomycetes; Ophiostomatales; Ophiostomataceae. The coding region runs from base 1 to 2130 and encodes 709 amino acids. Gene Ontology annotation, biological process: peroxisome organization. The record is from RefSeq and is a predicted model, not a curated record. Gene Ontology annotation, cellular component: peroxisomal membrane. The transcript is spliced from 3 exons.
AUGUCCGCUCCUCGAACAUCUUUCCUCCAUCCCGAUUCGGCAGACCGCCAUGGCCCGUCCAGUCCUGGCUCCUCGUCGAUGUCGGCUAACAACGACGGCAACGACCCCUAUGCGCCAAAGCCCACCUACGCGACCUUUUCCCCCGUAGCCGCCCUGUCUGGAGCCUCGACAGCUUCUUCAGCAGCGAAACGGCGCAGCGUCAUCCUCGUCCACCAAAAGUCGCCGUUACUGCUUGCGACACCUCCACAGAUCACUCGUGCGCUCGCCUACAGCCACCCAUACCUGCUGCCCCUCAACAAGCUUGCCGGACUGCUCAGCUGGACCACGGGUGAUGCCUGGGAGAGCUUUGUGAUGGUGCUUGUCUGGUGGGGGCUUGUGCUGUACGGCGACUCUGUCAUCCGUGCGGCUGGUCCCAUACUGCUUGUUCUCACACUGAUCGCAGGCAUCUACUUCUUUUUUGGCUACGGCGCCGGUGGCGCAAACGGCACAGCGUCAAAGACCGGGCGCGAUGCGGCUUCGACCAAGAGCAGAUCGAGGGCAAAGAACCAGAGCAUCGACAGCUCUGGCGCGAGCACAAAGUCUGCCAGCAAGGGCAGCCACAGUGGCAGUCUUGCUCCGGCCAACGCUUCUGGACAUCAGCGCAAUGUCUCGGAGGUUGUCACGCAUACGCGCCACCAAAAGACGCUGGACGAGAUUGUGGGGACGCUGAAGGAGUUCACGGCCCGCUGUAACCUGCUGUUGGAGCCGCUGCUAGAGCUGACAGACUUCCUGUCAACGCAAUCCACACCCAUCAGCGCAACGACACGACCGGCCCUGACGGUCCUCUUUGUGCGCAUUCUUCUCUGCACACCCAUCUGGUUCUCCCUAACGCUGCCACCACUGCGUAUUAUCACCACUCGACGUACAAUUCUGGUCUUUGGCACGGUCAUCUUGACGUGGCACUCGCAGGCCAUGCGCGUAAGCCGGACGAUACUGUGGCGAAGCGCAACGGUGAGGAGGGGGGCAGCGUUGGUGACCGGCCUGGAGUUCGAUGCGCCUGUAAAGGCGACAAAGGCUCCGUCGUACGUGACCGCCGGUGGCCCCGAUGCGCUUGCCGAGUCAGGAGCGACGCCGGCAGCGGCAGCGGCAGCGGUGCAGUCCAAACUGUCAAGCACACGACGUCCUCGAGGACCAUCGACGCCGCGCGAGUCGGAGCUCACAAAGGCCAUUAGGAGGGCCAGGGCGGGUCACGACGCGGGCGUGCGGUUCACAUUCAUCUUGUAUGAGAACCAGAGGCGGUGGGUGGGCCUGGGAUGGACGACGAGUCUGUUUACAUACGAGCGGCCGUCUUGGACAGACGAGCACAACAAUGCAGUGCCUUCCAAGGACGACUUUGAGCUGCCCGAGGUGGAGGACGGCAGCAAGAUGUGCUGGCGAUGGGUGGAGGGCAGUCGGUGGCGUGUUGAUGGGGUCGUCGAUGACGCGGUGCGGAUCGAGAAAACCGGGGCGUUUGGCGAGCACACCGACACGUGGGACUACGACGGUGAUGGUGGACGGAUGGGAUGGGUGUACUACGACAACAAGUGGCAAAACGGGCGGCGAGGCCAAGACAGCUGGAACCGAUGGACGCGCCGGCGGAAGUGGUAUCGGGAUGCCGAGCUCGUCGAGGUGGACGCCGAGGAUUCGCUCACGCCCGACAGUGAGGCCAACAUGUCGACGCCGACACUGUCGUCGCAGCAGUCGACACCACAAGCGCGGGGGUCGUCGCCGGCACCGUCACAUUCGGGAAUUGCGACGGCCUGGAUGGGUGCUAACGGUACUCUGGAAAAGCGGAAGAGCGGUGACAGCAGCGGCGACCAUGACGAAGUGGACACCGAUGCCAUAUCGCUGAUGUCGACGUCAUCGAGGUCCGGGCGCAAGAGGCCGUCUCUGCGACGGCGGGUAACGGAUGCCAGCGUGCGGGGUUCGGCGGCACCCACGGUAACGACGACGGCCACGGCGAUGGCCAUGUCGACUAACGCAAGGCGGGACGGCGACGGUAUGGGCGAAGAGGACGCGGCAAUGCUGAGCUCCAGCGCCGGGGUGAAGCUGCAUGAGCCUCGGGUGGGGAGCUGGGGCAUCGGUGACGAGGCCCAGAUGAGCUUGGAAUAA